Dinoponera quadriceps is the source of this 783-nucleotide messenger RNA. RefSeq names its product pancreas transcription factor 1 subunit alpha-like. The coding region runs from base 1 to 783 and encodes 260 amino acids. Lineage: Eukaryota; Metazoa; Arthropoda; Insecta; Hymenoptera; Formicidae. Gene Ontology annotation, molecular function: protein dimerization activity. The transcript has 3 exons. The record is from RefSeq and is a predicted model, not a curated record.
AUGGCUCUAUUGUCGAAUCACUGCAGCUAUCAGAACACGCAGUCCGAGAUGCUGACACCCGCAUAUCCGAACCUGGCGAGAAAUUACGACCCCUUGUAUCCGUCACCGUACAACUCCCCGAAUUACGACUCUAGCAGAAUGACAUAUCGAGACAAUUGCGUGCACGAGAGCGAGCUCACGUCGCGAAGAGAUGCCGAGACACUGGAUUACGCCAAGGAUGCGGUGUCCGAAUAUACAAAAACUCCGGAAGGAUACGAGAGAGGACCCUAUGGCGUUCUGACGCCUGUUACACCGCAAAGAUACGAGCCGCCUCAUUCGAUGGAGCAGACAAUGUCGCCGCGAUCGACGUUGUACGAGGAGAGUUCUGUGGAGUAUCAGCCACCAUCCUAUUGCUACGAGACACCUCCUCAGGAGCCGAGAUACCAGCCCCUAGAGAAUAGCAAGCCGAUCCUCACGAUCGUUGAACCGCGCGCCACUUGUUGGGAGCCUGCCAUCUCGACUCAAAAAAUACCAACGACACCGCCGGUGAGUCCGCGAAAGGGUAGACGGAGAUGUCGAGACGUUCCGCCGUCACCGACAGUCCUGAAACGCCGGCGCCUCGCCGCGAAUGCACGCGAGAGGCGUCGUAUGAACGGUCUAAACGACGCCUUCGAUAAAUUGCGCGAGGUCGUACCGAGUCUCGGGACCGAUCACAAACUUAGUAAGUUCGAGACCCUGCAGAUGGCACAAAGCUACAUAGCAGCCUUGUGCGAUCUUUUGCAGAGACACGAUGGAAAGAGAUAG